AAAGAGGCGCCACCGACAAUAAUAAAGAAAUCACGAAAAUCAUAAACGGCGAACACUACAUUAUUUAUCAAGCGGAAAAUCCAUUUUAGCAAAUUUAUUUACAUUUCUUGCACUUAUUUUUCGUUGAACAAAUUUUUGCGCCACUUGGUUAAAAAAUGUUGGCCAAUUCUCAGCGAUUCCGAGUGGUAAAACUGCUUGCAAGUUAUUCCUCCACUGAUGCGGCAAACACAGAUUUCCGAGUCCUCGACCUGAGGAAAGGAGCCGGAGGCGAUGGCUUGACGUCUAGAAGCAGAUUUCAACGGCGUUCCGAGGUGGGACCGCAACUGCUGCCUCCUCGAGAAACCCGCAUGCCCAUUGACCAGGACUGGCCCAGUGUGUGGCCAGGACCGAGGUCAUUCCACCCUGCCUCGGUGCCUCUGCCUGUGCGUCAGGGCUACCCUGCCAGGAGACUAGAUGCUCCCCCAGGCAAAUACGCCAACGCAGAGCUCAUGAAAAUUCCCAACUUCCUCCAUCUCACACCGUUGGCUGUCCAAAGACACUGCCAAGCAAUCAAAAAGUUCUGCACGCCGUGGCCAAAGGUGCUUGAAAAUGACGAUGCCUGCGAAAAACAUUUUCCAAUCGAAACAACAACCUCUGAUUACUUACAUUCAUCUCCUAGCAUUAGAGAUCCCUUGGGAAGAAUAGUCACGCUCCAGGUCAAAUUGUCGAGUAUUCCUGUGGAAGGAAGAGCCAGAGACAAGUUUCUGCGGCUCAUUAAUGAACGAUAUGAUCCAAAAACAGACUUGGUGACAAUUGUAACUGACAGGUGCCCAACAAAGAAGCAAAAUUUUGACUAUGCUAAUUUUCUGCUCACGGUCGUCUACCACGAGUCAUUGAAAGAGGAGUCGUGGGAAAGUGAAAAGUGUACCUUGGACAACGAACUUUUUGAUUGGCAGACUAGUGCAUCUAGGGUGUCUAUUGAGCAACUUUCUUCAAGAAACAAAAAUCUGGAGCCUGAGCAUGUUCAACUCUACUCGGAAGCGCUUACUAAAUUGAUGGACAAAGGUGAAGACCAGGAAACCUUGGCCGACUAUAAGGAGCGCACGCUCCGCAUGUUGGGUCACUCAAGAAACUGAGCAGAGACGUUCCGAGAGCACUCGCCCUUGCUGUUGAAUGUGAAUUUGUAGUAGCUACCAUCGGCGCAGACCACUGGAAAUAAAAAAAAAUACAGUGUAGUGAAUUUUACUUUUUCAACGGAAAAACGUCAUUUUAUUACCUAUUACUGAGUUGGCCUCCGAGCCAAAGGCGCACAUGCACUGAGUGCUGUUUGGCACCUGGAAUUUGCAGAAACUCCAGCUCGAGCUGAAGUACUUUGGCAAGAAUGUUGCUGACGCCAAACUGCAAAAUCAAAAAUAUUUGGGUUUUUUUAAUAGCAAUUAGGCAGAUAAUUAAAUCAAUGAUUUUGUCUCAAUAGGAAAUUUUUUAAACUGACCUAGAAUGUUUAUUCUGCUUUGGAUCUUCCACUGCAAAAAUGUGAACGGUGCCAUGAUCGCUUGCCACACAGAUGAGACUCGAGUCUUUAUUGAAAUUGAUACUAGAAUACAAUGAAACAUUACUUAAUUGAAUAUUCAUACAUGGAAAAUAGAAUAUAUUACCAAUAAAUAUUUGCUGCGUUGGCCCCUCUCCGCAAUUCAUUGACCAUUGUCCCUGUUG
Neocloeon triangulifer is the source of this 1692-nucleotide messenger RNA. RefSeq names its product small ribosomal subunit protein mS35 (gene mRpS35). NCBI's taxonomy places the organism in Eukaryota, Metazoa, Arthropoda, Insecta, Ephemeroptera, Baetidae. The record is from RefSeq and is a predicted model, not a curated record. The coding region runs from base 156 to 1115 and encodes 319 amino acids. The transcript is spliced from 6 exons. Gene Ontology annotation, biological process: mitochondrial translation. Gene Ontology annotation, molecular function: structural constituent of ribosome. Gene Ontology annotation, cellular component: mitochondrial small ribosomal subunit.